AUGGCAGGUUUAGAACAAUCUCUAUUCCAGCUUAAAUUCACAGCAAAGCAACUCAACAGACAGGCCACGAAAGCAGCCAAGGAGGAGACUCAAGAACGGGCCAAGAUUAAAAAGGCCUUGCUGCAAGGAAACAACGACAUUGCCCAACUAUAUGCCCAGAACGCCAUUCGCAAGUCCAACGAGCGAGUCAACUUGCUCCGGCUUUCAUCGCGGAUCGAUGCCGUGGCUUCACGCGUGCAGACCGCGGUUACGAUGCGCAGCGUCACUGGCAACAUGACCCAGGUUAUCCGGGGCAUGGACAAGGCGUUGCAAACGAUGAAUCUCGAACGAAUAAGCUUGGUUAUGGAUAAAUUCGAAACUCAAUUUGAGGAUUUGGACUCGGCUACGAAUUACUAUGAGACUACUACGAAUAACGUCAAUGCCAUGACUACCCCGCAGGACCAAGUUGAUGAAUUGUUGAACCAAGUUGCUGACGAGGCUGGCAUUGAAAUGAAGCAAGGGUUGAAUGCUGCUCAAGUUGAUAUUCAGGCCCCCGUUAGCACGUCCAUUAGUGAGGAGAAAGAGGAUAGAUUGGCUGAAAGGUUGAGAGCCUUGAGAAAUUAG
Molecule: messenger RNA, 603 nt
Organism: Lodderomyces beijingensis
Lineage: Eukaryota; Fungi; Ascomycota; Pichiomycetes; Serinales; Debaryomycetaceae
Source: the annotation of a GenBank genome assembly